Micropterus dolomieu (smallmouth bass) is the source of this 2444-nucleotide messenger RNA. It is a transcript of the gene rrp36, whose product is annotated as ribosomal RNA processing 36. The transcript is spliced from 8 exons. NCBI's taxonomy places the organism in Eukaryota, Metazoa, Chordata, Actinopteri, Centrarchiformes, Centrarchidae. The coding region runs from base 364 to 1443 and encodes 359 amino acids. Gene Ontology annotation, cellular component: 90S preribosome; nucleolus. Gene Ontology annotation, biological process: maturation of SSU-rRNA from tricistronic rRNA transcript (SSU-rRNA, 5.8S rRNA, LSU-rRNA). The record is from RefSeq and is a predicted model, not a curated record.
AAACAGGAAGUUAGUAUUUUCAGCCUACAAAACAAAAGAGUCAGACAAACAUCCACUGGUGUAGAAAUGUUGCUUAAUUUGAGGCAUGUCAGUAAUAAACAACAACAGGCUCCGAUGUUAAACGUGUCUGCAUGAAAUCGGAACACAUUCACUCCUUAAUCUCGUCCAAAACCGUCUAAGAAUUUAGUGAAACUUUUGUUUUGAAACCGGAACUGCUUUCUUCCUGGAGCGAUACUUGCUGCCGCCAAGCACACACGUGGAUAAUGGAGCUCAGUAAAACAGGACUUUAACAACAACUUGAUAUUGAGGUUGGUCCUUUUGUUCUCUACAGCCGUCUGCAUCUUCCAGAACCAUAAAAAAAAUAUGAUGGCGGCGAAGGAGAAGCAGCGGCGGGAGCUGGCGGUCUCAAAGAAGAAAAACAUGGUGGCGAGCAGCAGUGAUGAUGAAGACUCUGACGUGGAGAAGAACUUCGCUCUGCUCACGAAGAGAGGAGGGACUGAGGAGGGAGAGCAGUACCAUGGAGGAGAGGAAGAAUUCAGUGAUGAUGAUGAUGAAGAAGAAGAAGAAGAAGACGGGUCCGAUGGCGGUAAUGAAGAUGACGAAAAUGAGGAGGAUCUUGGUGAGGAAGCGUCUGAUGAUGGUGAAGUAGAGGAGGAGGUUGAGGGGGGUGAAGAAGAGGACGGAGGCAGGGAAGCCUCUGAGGAGGAGGAGGAGGAGGAGGAGGAGGAGGAUGAAGAAGAUGAAGAUGGAGAAGAUGCUGGUGGUAGCGGUGGCAUCCAGACAAGAGAAGACAUUAAAAACGAACUUUCCAACAUGUCCUUUGAGGACAUCAUGAAGCUGCAGAACAAAGUAGGAACCAAAGUUUACAACGAGGUCGCGUACGGCAGCAGCAAGAGCGGAGAGAGCCGCAAAAAGAAACGACUGAACAAGAACAGGCCGAUGGAGAUUUCAGCUAAGAGGCCGGUGCCGUUCCUCCGUCAGGUCGUCCCCGUCAGGAAACCAACGUUGAGAGAUCCUCGCUUUGACGACCUGUCUGGAGAAUACAAUCCAGAGAUUUUUGAGAAGACCUAUAAAUUCAUUGAUGAGAUCAAACACAGAGAGAAACAGAUCAUCCAGAAGCAGCUGAAGAAGACGAAGAAGAACAACCAGAGGAAAGAGAAGCUGCAGUUCCUUCUGAAGAGGAUGGAGAACCAGGAGCGAGCGAAGAAGAGCCGAGAGCAGCAGAGAGAGAGAGAGCUACAGUUCAAGAGGCAGCAGAGAGAACGAGCCAAUCAGGGCACAGGACCGUUCUUCCUCAAGAACUCUGAGAAGAAGAAGCUGCAGCUGGCUGAGAAAUACCAGGAGCUGAAGAAGAGCGGCAAACUGGAGAACUUCCUGAGCAAGAAGAGGAAGAGGAACGCCGGGAAGGACCGCAGGAAGCUGCCCGACACAAAGGCUGCGUGACACAACAAACCCUGAAGAAGAACCUGCUGAGAGCUGAAAUCUACAGACUGCUGAUCCUUCAGUGUGACAUCUGAUGGAGCAGCCUGUAAUGAGCUGCAGGAGGUUUGACUUCACUGUCAAAGUGGCAUUAUUUUAAUCUUAACCCUAUCCUAAGCCCCUCCCCUUCCAGUGGACCACCCUGGGACCUUAUUUCAGAAAAAAUAUGUACGGCAAGAGACGACUAAUGUUUGAAUUGAGCCCUAAAUUACACAAGAUGUUUGUUAUUUUAAAAGAUAAUUUAAGUCAAAGUCGCAGUUUGUUGUAAAACAGAGAACUAAGUUUUGUGUGAAACUACUUAAGGAGCUACAUCUCUCGUCUGAUUUAAUUAGUAGUCGUCUGUUGCUGCACAUAUUUUUGUCCCCUGUGGCGGAGGGUGGAGGGAGGGAAGUUGUCUCUAUUGGAUCAUAUCUUAGAUGCAUUCAACAACCCAACAUUCAAAUGUUCAAAAGCAUCGUUUUGUCUUGAGCGUGAAACUUAUUUAUUGGAGAACGGAACAAAAUAAGGUCUGCUUCCUUUUCUGGGACUUUCAACUUCAUCUCACGGUCUUCAUAAGGGAAUAGUGUUUGUCUUCACGUGUAACCUAAAUGUGUGACUUGUUUCUACAAAUAGAUACAGAAAGCUCGGAUGAUAGAGAGUCCAUGAAUGCACCGUCAGUGAGAGCCACUGGGGUCUGAACAAAAUGUAACUUUGACUAAAUAAAGUUCACUAAACAUCGACUUAACUUUGAUUUUUACAGAGAUGAAGUGAAACCAGUUGGAAGAAAAUUAAAUGAUGGUUGUUUUGCUGCAGACAAAUCAUUUUCUGUUUUAUACUGAAAUAUCGGUAUAUCCGUGUCCAGCAGUCGGUACAAUCUCAGCUGUACAGAUGUUAUGUGAUCAGAAACUGAUUAAUGUUGAACUUUCAAAAUGUUCACUUUUACUAAAUUGGUUUGUUUUGUUUUUUUAAUUAAAAUUAUAUCUGUC